Messenger RNA from Hippopotamus amphibius kiboko, 677 nucleotides. Its product is annotated as microtubule-associated proteins 1A/1B light chain 3B-like. Gene Ontology annotation, molecular function: ubiquitin protein ligase binding. The transcript has a single exon. The record is from RefSeq and is a predicted model, not a curated record. Bases 1 to 378 code for a protein of 125 amino acids. NCBI's taxonomy places the organism in Eukaryota, Metazoa, Chordata, Mammalia, Artiodactyla, Hippopotamidae. Gene Ontology annotation, cellular component: autophagosome membrane; cytosol; autophagosome. Gene Ontology annotation, biological process: autophagy of mitochondrion; cellular response to nitrogen starvation; macroautophagy.
AUGCCGUCGGAGAAGACCUUCAAACAGCACCGAACCUUCGAACAGAGAGUAGAUGAUGUCCGACUUAUCCGAGAGCAGUAUCCUACCAAAAUCCCGGUAAUAAUAGAACGAUACAAAGGUGAGAAGAAGCUUCCAGUCCUGGAUAAAACAAAGUUCCUGGUGCCUGAUCAUGUCAACAUGAGUGAGCUCAUCAAGAUAAUCAGAAGGCGCUUACAGCUCAACGCUAAUCAAGCCUUCUUCCUGUUAGUGAAUGGACAUAGCAUGGUGAGUGUGUCCACACCGAUUUGUGAAGUGUAUGAAAGUGAGAAGGAUGAAGAUGGAUUCCUGUAUAUGGUAUACGCCUCUCAGGAGACUUUUGGAAUGAAAUUGUCUGUGUAAGGGUUAAAAAAAAAAAAAAAAAGCAUCUGUUCUAGAAUUUUUUAAACCCUUAUUUACCAAGGAAUAAAAAAGGGAUAUUACCAACUGAUUGAUCAGUUCAUCUAAUCACAGAUCAUCCAAACAGUAGUGUUCCUGCCUAGGAGUUUUAGGAAGUUGUUUUUUUGGGACUUCAAGCAGAAAAACUGAGCUCCAAAUGAGCACAUUCAGCUUUGGGAAACUUUAUUAUUAUUUAACCUAGGCUGUCUUGUUUUCAAAUUUAGAAGUUUAAAAAUAAAAUACUUUGCAUUCUAAGUUGCCAA